Molecule: messenger RNA, 2537 nt
Organism: Anopheles stephensi (Asian malaria mosquito)
Lineage: Eukaryota; Metazoa; Arthropoda; Insecta; Diptera; Culicidae
Product: O-phosphoseryl-tRNA(Sec) selenium transferase
Exons: 4
Coding region: 145-1578 (477 amino acids)
Biological process (GO): conversion of seryl-tRNAsec to selenocys-tRNAsec; selenocysteine incorporation
Molecular function (GO): tRNA binding; O-phosphoseryl-tRNA(Sec) selenium transferase activity
Source: RefSeq, a predicted model, not a curated record
AUUUUAGCUGACCGGAAUAUCUAUCUACCUUGAACGGCAUAAUGUCGCACAACCCUGGCACAGCUCCGUUUGACAGUUUGUUUGUUUAUUUACUUUCAGGUUGCCGUUAAAAAAUCUAAAACUCGCCGCCGUACCGUAUUCCAGAUGAACGACACAACGCUAAAAUCGAUCGCAAAGAGCCUUGUUCCGGAAAAUUAUUUGGCCCUAGCGAACGAUGCACGCCUGGAACGGGAUAAAGAAAUCAAACUGCUGCUCGAACAGCGAAAGUUACCCACCUACGGAUGGAGCGAUACGAUGAUCGAAUACUUUGUGCGGGAGCUAGCCCUGCUGGACAGUAACAAUUUUCCCUCCCGCUGUGGUGUAGGCGAACGCGAAGGACGUGUGAUUUGUGAUCUCGUGCGCCGAAGGCAUUACAACUUUUCUCACGGCAUUGGACGUUCCGGAAAUCUAACCGAUGCACAGCCGAAAGCGGUUGGUUCAACGAUAAUGGCAAACCUAACGAACUGUCUGGUGCGCGAUUGGAUUCGAUCGGCUGGCAUUCCUACCUGUGCACGGGCGACCGUUAUUCCCGUCGCUACAGGCAUGGCCAUGAUGCUUGUUCUGCGAACGGUUCACGCCAAACGACCCGCCGCAAGCUACGUCCUAUGGUCCCGCGUAGAUCAGCAAUCGUGCUUUAAGAGCAUCCUGGCGGCCGGAUUAACGCCCAUCAUUAUCGAUUGCAUAGCGCACCAGGAAGACGUGCCAGGCGUUGCGAUAAAGCCCUUUGCCACCGACCUUCCUGCGUUUGUUUCGAAAAUUGAAGAACUGGGUGCGGAUCGUAUCUGUUGCAUCGUAUCCACGACGAGUUGUUUCGCACCGCGAAGCAGUGACGAUGUGAUCGAACUGUCCAAACUGUGUCAACGGUACGAUAUACCGCACCUGGUGAACAAUGCGUACGGUUUGCAGAGUACGUACUUUAGCCACCAACUGGCCCAAGGCGCACGGGUCGGAAGAAUCGAUGCGUUUGUACAAAGCACCGAUAAGAAUCUGCUCGUGCCGGUCGGUGGUGCGAUAGUGGCGGGAUUCCGACCGGAUACGGUCGAAGCCGUUGCGAAGCUAUAUCCUGGCCGUGCUUCCGGGUCGCAGUCGCUGGACGUGCUGAUGACGCUGCUAUCGUUGGGCAGGCGGGGCUAUGAAAAGCUAAUGACGGAACGAAAGGAGGCACACGCAAUGCUGCUGGAAGGAAUGGUCAAGCUGGCAGAAGCUCACGGUGAACGUAUUUUACCCUGUCGCAAUCCAAUUUCGAUCGCAAUGUCACUCGCAUCGUUUGAAGCGACUGCCGGUCGACUGGAAAUGAUUGGCUCUAUGCUACAGAAGCGUGGUGUAUCGGGUUGCCGUGUAGUGAGCACCGCGGACAGCAAAACCAUCGACGGUAACACGUUCCUUCGCUGGGGAUCGCACAGUUCGAGGUGCAGCGUACCUUACCUCACGGCCAGUGCCUCCCUGGGCAUGGAGCCGCAGGAUGUGACGAACUUUCUCAGCAAGUUGGACGGUGUGCUGCGUAAGUAUCGCACGAAGGAUAAGGGGGAUGGAAGCUAAAGAGCCCACGAGAUAAUUGGUUAGCUAUUUAUUAAAGAAACAACGAAAGCAACUACUUACAACAACUAAAUUCGCAAAUGGAAAGAACUUUGAAGAGCAAAUAACCGUUAGAAGUUUAGAAUUCGAGGUACGAGAGCACUAGCUACGCACCACCCCCCUUUUUACAGCCUAACUCCCGCGAAACGCACUGAUGCCGAACAAAAGCGGGUGCGCGCGAAACAAUGCGCACACACACAAACACGAAGCGAAUGAACUGUGAGAGAAUGGCCCCCCUGUCUUCCCCGACGACCGAUUUGUGGGGACGGUGUGCGUGCGUGCGUACGUAUGGGACCCGUCUUCAUCCCCUUAACUGGCCCUUCUUCAGUCUAAGUCGAUGCCUCGAUCGACAACGGCACACAGCUGAUCCGCAUUACCGCCUGGCACCGAGCGUUUUUUGUUCGAAACCUCCGACAGGGUGGCCACUCCUUUGUUGGUCGUUUGGAAGAUCGGUAUGGAUUUUUUUGUCAUACCCUCCGGCCUCUCUCUCUCUCUCUCUCUCUCUCUCUCUGUCUCUCGCCCCGAUCGAUCAUGGAACGAUCGUGAGAGAGACACAUGCGCUUUUCACCUCAUUUCAGGGUUCCCAUUAUUUCGAUCGGACAAUUAGAACCGCUCCCACUUCCGGCGGAUAGGUCUGGCGUGCCGUGUGUUCGAUUUGUCUGCCCGUAAGCACGUGGCUGUGUGGUAGCGCAUUUAUCGAUAAACGUUUCAGGGCAUGCCAGGUCGUCGGUAAAUUUUUACAACUAAUUUACGUUAAUUUAACAUUUCUUCAUUAUUUCUAGACAAAACAAAACCAAACCACGUUCAGAAAAUGGGGACAAAACAAAAAGGGAAACGGAAUCCUUCCGAAUCGGUCCCUACGACGAUUAGGACGAUUGUGAUGCGUCGGUAUCGUUUGACCUAACAGCAAUCAUCGACCCAAA